Phlebotomus papatasi is the source of this 1502-nucleotide messenger RNA. RefSeq names its product 26S proteasome regulatory subunit 6A-B (gene Rpt5). Gene Ontology annotation, molecular function: proteasome-activating activity; ATP binding; ATP hydrolysis activity. The record is from RefSeq and is a predicted model, not a curated record. The transcript has a single exon. Gene Ontology annotation, cellular component: proteasome regulatory particle, base subcomplex. Bases 119 to 1405 code for a protein of 428 amino acids. Gene Ontology annotation, biological process: proteasome-mediated ubiquitin-dependent protein catabolic process. NCBI's taxonomy places the organism in Eukaryota, Metazoa, Arthropoda, Insecta, Diptera, Psychodidae.
UGUUGUUCGAAAGGCCAGCUGUCACUUUUGGUAGAAAAAAAAGAAAACACGCAAGCGGAGAUUUUUUGGUGAAAACGGUGAAUAUUUGAUAAAAAAAACAGUGAAAAAUUGUGGUAAAAUGGCUACAACUCUCGAAGAUAAGUCUAUUUGGGAGGAUUCCGAGGAGGUUCUGAGUGAAGAAGUGCUGCGGAUGCCUACAGAUGAGAUAGUAAGUCGCACAAGGAUGAUGGACAAUGAAAUUAAAAUUAUGAAUAGUGAGGUUAUGCGGAUCAAUCAUGAGCUGCAGACUCAAAAUGAUAAAAUAAAGGAGAAUACGGAGAAGAUAAAGGUGAACAAAACCCUUCCGUACCUCGUGUCGAAUGUGAUUGAGCUACUGGAUGUGGAUCCGCAGGAAGAGGAGGAUGAUGGGGCUGUGGUGGUGCUGGAUUCACAGCGAAAGGGAAAGUGCGCUGUCAUCAAGACAUCCACAAGACAAACAUACUUUUUGCCAGUGAUUGGUCUGGUGGAUCCGGAAAAGUUGAAGCCAGGUGACUUGGUGGGAGUCAAUAAGGAUUCCUAUUUGAUCCUGGAGACUCUGCCAGCUGAGUAUGAUGCUCGUGUGAAGGCUAUGGAAGUGGAUGAGAGACCCACGGAGCAGUAUUCGGAUAUUGGUGGAUUGGAUAAGCAAAUUCAGGAGUUGAUUGAAGCUGUUGUGUUGCCAAUGACGCAUAAGGAGAAAUUCAAGAAUCUUGGUAUUCAUCCACCCAAGGGGGUGCUUCUUUAUGGACCUCCUGGCACAGGAAAGACUCUCUUGGCGCGUGCCUGUGCUGCUCAGACCAAGUCUACUUUCCUGAAAUUGGCCGGACCACAGUUGGUGCAGAUGUUCAUUGGUGAUGGAGCCAAAUUGGUGAGAGAUGCUUUUGCCCUGGCUAAGGAAAAAGCUCCAGCUAUUAUCUUCAUUGAUGAACUCGAUGCCAUUGGCACGAAGCGUUUCGAUUCUGAGAAGGCUGGAGAUCGUGAAGUGCAGCGAACGAUGCUUGAGCUACUCAAUCAACUGGAUGGAUUCAGUUCCACGACUGACAUUAAGGUGAUUGCUGCGACAAAUCGUGUGGAUAUCCUCGAUCCGGCCCUUCUGCGAUCUGGACGUCUGGACAGGAAAAUUGAAUUUCCGCAUCCAAAUGAAGAAGCCCGGGCACGUAUUAUGCAGAUUCAUUCACGCAAAAUGAACGUGAGCCCUGAAGUGAAUUUUGAAGAACUCGCACGAUCCACAGAUGACUUCAAUGGAGCCCAGUGCAAGGCAGUUUGCGUGGAAGCUGGUAUGAUUGCCCUCAGACGUUCUGCCAGCAAUGUAACACACGAAGACUUCAUGGACGCGAUCAUGGAGGUGCAGGCAAAGAAGAAGGCCAAUCUCAACUACUACGCCUAAGGAUUUCCCUCAAAAUUUUCUUCUAACAAAAAUGUCUGAAGCUUUUUUUUUAUAGUAAGCUAAUCCUCCGGAGGAAAUAAAACAAUUUUUUCGUCUA